ACACCGUUUAUGACAGAACAAUGGCCGCCGCCAUGGCACAGGCACUCGCCGCCAACUCCAACAUGGCCUCCGACAAGGCACAGAUGCGCCUCUACCUCGACACACUCAAGGCCAUGGUGCCUCAGUGUCCCAAGAACCGCAAGGUGUCCAGACAGGAGCUCAUCGAGCACGUCAUCGACUACAUCAGCGACCUUCAGGACACCCUUCAGUCCGACUCGGACUCCGACAGUCGUCCAGGGAGUCCUAUGGACGCCGUCGCUUUCAGCGACUCCUUCAACCAGCAACCACAAUAUGGCGGUUAUGGCCUUCAACCCGACCAGUACUCCCUCGCCAACCAAGGUUUCUACUCCAGCGACAACGACAAUGUUCUUCAUCAACCUCAACUCGGAAGCACUUUCCCCCAUGGAUGCUACUCCAUCAACUCUGCUUCCAGUAAUUUCGUCAGUGCCAGCAGUUCCUACAGUGGCUACAGCGCAGACUACAGCAGUGGCUACAGCAGUGAUGGCAGCAACUGUAGCUCGUACAGUUCUGGAUCCAACGGCUGCAUUGUCCUUCAUUGUCCCCUAAUUACCCAGUGGCUUGCGUCAUUCCAUGAGCUGGGCGUAAGGAUCGAUGUAAUGGCCCACCUGACCAUCCCAGAACAGUCACUUAAUCGCACAGAAGUAAUAUUUAAUCACCUUGUUGACAGAUAUUAUGUCUUGGAGAGCAACGGCUGCAUUGUCCUUCGUUGUCCCCUAAUUACCCCAGUGGCUUGCGUCAUUCCAUGA
Molecule: messenger RNA, 767 nt
Organism: Penaeus vannamei (Pacific white shrimp)
Lineage: Eukaryota; Metazoa; Arthropoda; Malacostraca; Decapoda; Penaeidae
Source: RefSeq, a predicted model, not a curated record